AUGGAAAAGGUGGUUCUGCCCAACGGUGAAGAGCGUGAGAUCGAAAUCAAGAACGCGCUAUAUGUUCCAAGUAUGAGCAAGAACCUGCUCUCGGUACCACAGAUUAACAGCCAUGGCAAGUUUCAAGUCGUGUUUGACGGGUCCAAGAUGUAUGUGACUCUCAAGAACUCACAGCAAGUGGUGGCGACAGCGGAUCUCGUGGAUGGACUCUACUGGCUUCGGACGACUCAACGAUCAGCGAAUGUGACAACAAGUGGAACCAGUUGUGCCGAUCUACAUGCGAGAAUGGGUCACCCUGCUCCAGUCGAUGUACUUCGCAAGAUGAUCGCGACCAACAUGAUCAAGGAUGUGCGAGUCCCUCUCAAGUCGGGUGGAGCAACUACAUGUCGAGGAUGUCAACAAGGGAAAAUGGUCCAAAAACCAUUUCCAAGCAACCGAGACAAGCGCAGCUACGAUACGUUUGAGCUACUUCAUCUGGACAUCUGCGGGCCCAUGGAAAAGGAUUCGCUCGGUGGCAGCAAAUAUUUGCUGCUGAUCAUCGACGAAGCCAGUGGAGUGCAUGAAGGGCUUUUGUCUACGAGUGAAGUCCGAGAGUGA
This is a messenger RNA of Peronospora matthiolae, 597 nucleotides long. NCBI's taxonomy places the organism in Eukaryota, Oomycota, Peronosporomycetes, Peronosporales, Peronosporaceae. The record is from the annotation of a GenBank genome assembly.